This is a messenger RNA of Microplitis mediator, 1093 nucleotides long. It is a transcript of the gene Spt3, whose product is annotated as transcription initiation protein SPT3 homolog. The record is from RefSeq and is a predicted model, not a curated record. Gene Ontology annotation, biological process: transcription by RNA polymerase II. Lineage: Eukaryota; Metazoa; Arthropoda; Insecta; Hymenoptera; Braconidae. The coding region runs from base 135 to 1052 and encodes 305 amino acids. The transcript is spliced from 4 exons. Gene Ontology annotation, molecular function: transcription coactivator activity; protein heterodimerization activity.
GUUUAUGUUUAGGUUAACAGGUGUGACGUUUGUUUACAACAACAUUCCAAUAAAUUAAGUUCAUACUUUAAUAAAAAAUAUAAAAGAGUAAAAAAAUAAAAUUAAAUAUUUAAAGUCACUGAAAAAAAAUAAUUAUGACUGAAUCAUUGAAUGCAAAUGAAUUUAAAACUGACCCGACUAAUUUUAUAACAGAAAUACGCAGAAUGAUGUAUGGUUUUGGUGACUGCGCAGAACCUUUACUGGAGUCAGCGAAAAUAAUAAACAGCGUCGUUUAUCGUGAGAUGAAAAAUAUCAUAUACGAAGCAUGCAAAGUAGCUGAGAUGCGAGAUUCAUCAACGAUUGAAGACAAAGAUGUAUUAUUUCUUCUGCGUCGCGAUAAAAUUCAGCUGCAGCGACUGGUUAAAUACCUCGACCUCAAAGAAUUUAAAUCAUCUAUCAACAAAGUCCUGGAGGCUGAGUCAGUCGACGGAUGCCUGAGUACCGAGGACACUAAAAAAAAAAGUUCUCACCACAGGUUCAUUGAAUCCAUUGACAAUCUCGGUGAUUUGAUUGACUCGGAUGAGACCGUGGACCUGGUGAAACGCAACCGCGAAUUGCGAGCCGAGUUGGCCAGCAGGAAAUUAAACACACAACAGUAUUUCGAGUACAGCAAAGCAAGAUCUGCAUCAUUUGCCAAUAAAUUUUCUCCUAAAUUUAUGAAUUGGCUGGCUGGUGACGAUAAUAUAAAAAUAUCUAAGCCAGUUUAUACGAUACUGAGCUACCUGGCCUAUGAAACAGUCGCACAAAUAGUAGAUCUAGCUCUUUUGGUUCGGCAGGAUCAAAAUAAAAUUAUGGGAGAUGCUUUAGACAGAUUAAAACUCAAUUACUGUAACCCUGUUACUUAUAAACCAUAUCAACAUGGCAGAAGUCCAGCAAUAAAUCCAAUAACACCAGCAGAAAUAAACGAAGCUCUCCGACGAUUCUGGUCUCCACAACUAGACCAGGUGGGUCCAUUUCAACGUCGUUCAUUAAACCGGCAGGAUCGUAAGUUUCUGUCAUUCCAAACUGGAUAAAUAAAAGUAUCAUGUAAUUUAAAUAAAUUAUUAUUAAAAUA